Messenger RNA from Sceloporus undulatus (fence lizard), 942 nucleotides. Its product is annotated as olfactory receptor 5F1-like. NCBI's taxonomy places the organism in Eukaryota, Metazoa, Chordata, Lepidosauria, Squamata, Phrynosomatidae. Gene Ontology annotation, cellular component: membrane. Bases 1 to 942 code for a protein of 313 amino acids. The record is from RefSeq and is a predicted model, not a curated record. Gene Ontology annotation, biological process: G protein-coupled receptor signaling pathway. Gene Ontology annotation, molecular function: olfactory receptor activity; G protein-coupled receptor activity. The transcript has a single exon.
AUGGAAAGAAAGAAUCAAACAACUCUGGAAAAAUUCAUCCUUGUGGGACUGUCAGAUGAUCCUAAAGUCCAGAUCUUGCUCUUUGUUAUAGGACUGUUGAUCUAUGUACUCACAGUAGCAGGGAAUCUGGCCAUCAUUCUUUUGAUACAAGUUGACCAGCAUCUCCACACUCCCAUGUACUUCUUGCUCAACAAUCUGUCUUUUACUGAGAUUUGUUAUAUCACCACCACCAUGCCAAAGAUGUUAUGGGAUCUCUUGUCAGGGGACAAGACCAUCUCCUUUGCUGGCUGUGCUGUCCAAAUGUAUUCCUUUCUAACCACAGCUGCCACGGAAGGUGUGAUUCUUUCUGUCAUGGCCUAUGACCGCUACGCUGCCAUUUGCCAUCCAUUGCACUAUACCAUGCUUAUGAGCCAGCCGACAUGCAGAUGGCUUCUGGCAGCUUCAUGGGUAAUUGGAAAUCUCAAUGCCGUUGUCAAUACAACCUUUGUCUUCUCCCAGAACUUCUGUGGACCCAACAAAAUUGUGCAUUUCUUUUGUGACAUCCCACCUGUCCUGCAUCUUUCCUGCUCUGAUACUUCCCUUGCUGAGACUGGGACUUUCAUUGUUUCUGGCAGCAUUUUGAUAACAACUCUCACCCUGAUCGUCUUCUCCUAUUUCCUUAUUGUUUCAGCUGUGCUCAAAAUUCAUUCAGUUCAGGCUAGAAUCAAAACAUUCUCCACCUGUGCCUCUCAUCUUACUGUGGUAAGCAUCUUCUACAGUUCUGCCAUCUUUACCUACAUGCGUCCCUCCUCCAGCCACUCCAUGGGAGAGGACAGCCUGAUCUCUAUAUUGUAUACCAUCAUCACUCCUUUCCUGAACCCUCUCAUCUACAGCUUCAGAAACAAGGAAAUGAAAUCAGCAUUGCUGAAUGUUCUUGGAAAGAAAAUGCAUUGUGUAUUCUGA